GGGGCUCUUUCCUUCUUCCGGCAGGAGAAAUGGUCCAGCGGAGAAGGAGGUUGCGGAAGAGGUGCGGCUUAUGGGCAGCGAAUAGCGGUGAAAUCUAAGAGGACGUUCCUGUUUCCAUCAGAGAAAUGUUGGAGGGGAUGGAGUUAUCCAGCUUCUGAGCCAUCUGAAGGCAAACCUGUAAAGGAAAGGGUUUUUUAAAUGUUUAAUGUUUUAUUAUCAUUUUAUAUAUGUUGGAAGCUGCCCAGGGUGGCUGGGGCAACCCAGUAAGAUGUGUGGGGCAUAAAUAGUAAAAUUAUCAUUAUGGAAUAGGACACCCCUAUUUUCAUUGGAGAAAUGUUGAAGGGUAUGUGGAGGAGAGACACCUUUGGGAGAAAAAUUGAGACAUUCCCAACUCCCUCUCUCCCUCCCUGUCCCUCUCAUGUUUACCAAAUUCCUCUGAUGUUCUUGCCCAUCCAUUUACUUUAGUGACUCUUUGUGCAUAUGGCUUGUGUUUCCUUCUUAUUCUAGGCUUGCUUGACCUUUACGGAAGCGGCUGUGGCUUUUAUGGAGGACAGGUGGCACCUGCAGGAUCCCAGCUGAAGAUCUCUGCGCAAGGAAGUCAUGGAGGAGAAUUAUAAGACGGUGGCCUCUCUAGAUGAUGGCCAAAGCAAUGGGAACUAUAGGGAAGCCCCAGAAACACCUGCAGCUGAAGCAGGAAAAGGGAUGUUUGUCAAUCAAAGGGACCCCCCAAACCAUGAACAAAACCAGUCAAAGACUGGGAGCAAGAAAUCAUUGGCUAUGCAGGGUUUUGAUGACCAAGAACCGCUGAUGCUACAAGAAGAUCAAAGCAGGAAGGCAUGUCCAGUAUGUGGGAAAAUACUUAGAGAUAAAUCAGAUUUUAGUAGACAUUACAGAAUCCACAUGGGGGGGAAACCACAUAAAUGCACGGAGUGUGGGAAAAGCUUCCGUUUGCUCAACAGCCUUCGUAAACAUCAGAGAACUCACACAGGAGAGAAGCCAUAUAAAUGCAAGGAGUGUGGAAAGUGCUUCAGUGACAGCAGCAGCCUUACUCCGCAUGAAAGAACCCACACAGGGGAGAAGCCAUUUAAAUGCACGGUGUGUGGAAAGAGCUUUAGUGUGAGUAGUCACCUUACCGUACAUCAGAGAACCCACACAGGAGAGAAACCAUUUAAGUGCAAGGAGUGUGGGAAGAGUUUCAGCGACAGCAGCAGCCUUACUCCGCAUCAACGCACCCACACAGGGGAGAAGCCGUAUCAGUGUGGGGUGUGCGGAAAGAGCUUUAGCGUGAAUAGUCACCUUACCGUACAUCAGAGAACCCACACAGGGGAAAAACCCUUUAAAUGCAAGAAGUGUGGAAAGUGCUUCAGCGACAGCAGCAGCCUUACUCCACAUGAAAGAACCCACACAGGGGAGAAGCCAUUUAAAUGCACGGUGUGUGGAAAGAGCUUUAGUGUGAGUAGUCGUCUCACCGCACAUCAAAGAAUACACACGGGAGAAGCCAUUUACAUGCAAGGAGUGUGGAAGGAGCUUCAGGCGCAGCAGUAUCCUUAACGUACAUCGAAGAAUCCACACACACAGGAGAAACAAUUUAAGUGCAUGGAGUGUGGAAAGAGCUUUAAUGAGCAAUACAUUUCAUCAGCAGAGAAAUUAAAUGUGGAAAGGUUAUUAACAUGAGUCGCAACUGGGAGGAAGACGUCCAAUAAAUACAGGAGGAACUGCAUGUGGAAAAAAUGUGAUAGCUAAAGGAAAUAUGCAUCAUAAGAUUUCUUGUAAGGAUUUGCAGUCUAACAUGGAAGCUUUGGGCAGAGGAAAACAAGUGAGAUCUUACUAGGGUGUUUUGGCAUGAGGGGUUUGUAGAUGGCGAAGAAGAACAGAGAUAAGGUAGCAAAUAGCAUAGCUGGGUGGCCAUCUGCCGUGGAUGCUUUAGUUGAGAUUCCUGCACUGCUGGGGGUUGGAUUAGAUGACCCUUGGGUUCCCUUUCAAAUCUACAACUCUGAAAGUUUCCUUCAAUACCCUCCUUUGGCCUGAUCUAGCUUCCAGGCUUUUAUAUUCUUAAGCAGUUCCUGAUCUAAGCUUACCAAGGAAGUUUUGAAAGUCCCAAGUUAGUACACAAUAUCUAGUACAGUGAUGGCCAAACUUGGGCCUCCAGCUGUUUUGGGACUACAAUUCCCAUCAUCCCUGACCACUGGUCCUGUUUGCUAGGGAUGAUGGGAGUUGUAGUCCCAAAACAGCUGGAGGGCCAAGGUUGGCCAUCACUGAUCUAGUAGAUUCCCUCAUCUGCAUGACCCUAAGAUAUUUAACAGGGACUCCAUGAAAAGCUAACCUUUCAGCGGUAUCACGAUUUUGUUCAUAAAUAAAUAAAUUUGCUUCACUUUGUUUCACCGUGCAAUCAUUGUAUCCUGAGAGUUUUUAUCUAGAGUGUGGUUCUGAAUUUUUGUUUGUGGGUUUCCCUAAUCCAAAAGUGCAAUGCGUUCGCUGGACUUCUGCCGAUUUAUUUUAAAUACAUAUUCCAAACUGAUUUCACUCUCUGGUUGUAUAUUAGAGUUGUGUUUUAGCAACAAUCACAAAGCUGAAUUGGCUUCCCCAGGCAGUUUAGGAAGCUUUGGGAAAGGCAGCAGUUCUGCUGAAGAGCUUGGAGGAGUAACUGCCUGUCCAAAUACAGUCGUACCUUGGUUUUCAAACAGCU
Molecule: messenger RNA, 2686 nt
Organism: Zootoca vivipara (common lizard)
Lineage: Eukaryota; Metazoa; Chordata; Lepidosauria; Squamata; Lacertidae
Source: RefSeq, a predicted model, not a curated record